This is a messenger RNA of Ceratosolen solmsi marchali, 2421 nucleotides long. RefSeq names its product macoilin-1. The record is from RefSeq and is a predicted model, not a curated record. The transcript has 13 exons. Gene Ontology annotation, biological process: neuronal signal transduction. Gene Ontology annotation, cellular component: rough endoplasmic reticulum membrane. The coding region runs from base 95 to 2260 and encodes 721 amino acids. NCBI's taxonomy places the organism in Eukaryota, Metazoa, Arthropoda, Insecta, Hymenoptera, Agaonidae.
CGUCGUCGUCGUCGUCGUCGUCGUCGUCGUCGUCGUCGUACGUCGAGGAGAAACAAGGUUGCAGCCUGGCAGCGCUGGACAGUGCCCGAGGAAUAUGAAGAGAAGAAAUGCUGAGUGCGGCAAGCUCCGGAGGCCCUUGAAACGAAACAAAAUCACCGAAGGAAUCUAUGGCAGUACAAUAUUAUAUCUAAAGUUUCUUCUACUAUGGGCCCUGGUGAUCUUAGCAGACUUCAUUUUAGAAUUCCGUUUUGAAUUUCUAUGGCCAUUUUGGCUAUUACUUCGAAGCGUUUACGAUUCUUUUAAGUAUCAAGGUUUGGCUUUCUCUGUAUUUUUUAUUUGUAUUGCACUUACGUCGGACAUGAUUUGUUUUUUCUUCAUUCCUGUGCACUGGCUGUUCUUUGCAGCCAGUACGUACGUUUGGGUGCAGUAUGUAUGGCAUACGGAUAAAGGUGUGUGCUUGCCAACUGUGAUGUUGUGGCUACUGUUUCUCUAUAUAGAAGCAGCUGUGCGAUUAAGAGAUCUGCGUCAUAUGCCAUUUCAUUUAGAUCUGUGUAGGCCAUUUGCAGCCCAUUGCAUCGGCUAUCCGGUAGUAACGUUGGGAUUUGGUUUCAAAAGUUACGUUGGCUAUAGAAUGAGACAGAGGAAGCAAAAAGAUGUAGCUAAAGAGAAUGAAUUCUACUUACAAUUACUGCAGCAAGCGUUGCCUGUGGAACAGCAGGCGACCAAUUUGCAGCAACAAAUGCAGUCUCAUGCGCAGUUGCAAGUACCAAUAUCUACUGUGUCGGUGGAACAAAAUGUUAAGCCCCAUAGGCCAAAUUCGCAAUACAAUCCAAGUCCAGAGAAAAGUAGAGGAAUUGGCAAUGCCUCUGUAGAUACAAGUAUACAAAAUGGAGGAGUUCACAAUAAUACACAAAUAACGUCACAAGCACAUAGUGCGAUAAAAAAUAAUCAGAGGAAAUCUCUCGAUAAAGGGGAGAAACUGGAGGACCAACACAAUAAGCAUAAUACCGAAAAAUUGUCACAAUCUGAGAAAAAUGACAAAAAGUAUGCACACACAAAUGGUAUUACUGUAUCUUCCACGGAAUUACAAUAUAUAGAGAGGAUUAGUUCUGUAAAUGAUUUUGACAUUAAUGAAAUAGAAAAAGACAAAUCGGUUAAGGGUUCUGGACAUAAUUCUGUUAAAACUCAAUCUAAUGGUUCGGCGACUAGCAAGUGGAAUAAUGUCAAAGAAAGUAAAGACACGUCAAAUAAUACGAAUAAUCAGCGAGAGAGAAAAGGACGGCAGGCAAAGGUACCGACUGAAACAAUAAACGAGCAACAGAAGCAACAGGAUGAAUAUUGUCAGAGGUUACUCGUUUGUCGUAGGCUCGAAGCAGAUAUUAAGCGAUUAAAAUCGGACUUGCAAUCAAGUCGACAGGUCGAACAAGAAUUACGAUCUCAAGUUAAUACGUUGUUAAGUGUUGAGCGACAAGCCAAAGGUGAUAUUCAGCAACUUCAACAUGACAAUGAUCAGUUGCAAAGCAAAGUACAUGGAUUGGUAAGCGCCCGACAACUGGACAAGCAGACAAUGACCUCCCUGGAACGACGGAUAGCCGACGAGAGAAGACAGCGCACAGCCUGCGAAGCUUCGCUGGCGUCCGAAAGAAGAGCGCGACGUGCUGCUGAGGAGGCACGUUCCGCGAUUCCACCCUCGCCACCAACCCUCGUCCGCCAGGAAUGCACGGACGCGUGUAAGACUCGAAGAGCUCAAAUGGAACAAGAUCUCAAAAGCUUACGCCGAGAACUGAAAACGAAAGAAGAUAGGUGCAUGGCUUAUGAGAAAGAAGCGACUCGUUGUAAAGAAAAUCACAGUGAACCUGAAAUUAUACUCGGAGCACUGAAUGCACUUCAAGACAAAAAUACUCAUUUGGAGAACAGUUUAAGUGCAGAAACUCGAAUUAAACUGGAUCUCUUCUCAGCUCUUGGCGAAGCCAAGCGCCAGCUAGAAAUUAAGGAGAGUCUCAUUCGAUCGCAAGAGAAAGAGAUUGACAUUUUAAAGGCUAAAAUAGCACAAGACUUAGCUGUUAUGCCACAAGAUACGUUUGGUCCAACUCCUACGUGUUCAACGUCAAAGCUUCGUUUGGGCAAUGACGUACGUAUGGGGAAUUCAAAAAUUCGUGCGAAUGAAAGUCCUUGCCCAGGCUGUACUGUAUCGAAUUUGGAUCCCAACGCAACAGCAUAUACACCUAAAGGAUCAUUGGUAGCAUCUACCGAAGCUUGAAAACCACGUUUCUAAUAUUGUACAACAAAUUCAGAAGCGAGGUUUUACAAAAUAAGAGAAUGAAAUCGCAUCAUACAUCCGCACGCGCGUACCGUUUUGAUAAUGAAAUAGGCAGAAACAGACUUAUUUUUCUAUUUUCUAAAUAUUCAUGCGAUCCGAUG